CUAUGACUUUAAGCCAUCCGGGACUUUGGAGCUGGAGGAGGAUGAGGGGUUCAGUGACUGGUCCCAGAAGCUCGAGCAGCACAAGCAGAGGCCUCCACGACAGUUGUAUGAAGAAGAGGACGGUGGUGUGAGGGAAGCUGAAGUCAAACUGGAGCAGAUCCAGCUGGAUCAAGAAAGCAUGAAGGAGAUCCAGGAGGAAAAUGUAGUUAUCAAGGAAGAAGAGAGACUGUGCCAGGAUGAAGAACAGGUCCAAGAGCAGGAGGAAGAAGAGAGAGCUGAGCAGGAGGAAAAGAAGAGGAGGAGAAAUGAGGAAGAAGGAGGAACACCAGAAAAACGCCAGAAAGCCCCAAGCCCCGCCAGCCUGGAAGAGGAGGAGCUGGACUCUGACCACACUGCAGUGUGCUCCACAAAGAUCACGGACAGAACAGAGUUUCGCUCAAUAAAGAAAAGUAACAGCAUAAAGAAGAGCCAGUCUCCUCUCCCUGUGUCGAAGAUUGAUGACAGGCUGGAGCAGUACACACAGGCUAUUGAGACUUCCACAAAGGCUCCAAGACCCUCUCUUGACCUUCCCACCACGAGCAUGAUGGUAGCCAGCACAAAAAGCCUCUGGGAGACUGGCGAGGUUGCAGCUCAGUCUGCCGUGAAGUCCUCGACCUGUAAGGAUAUUGUGGCUGGAGACAUCGUGAGUAAAAGAAGCCUUUGGGAACAGAAGGGCAAUUCCAAACCUGAGACCAACAUCAAGUCCACUCCCUCUGGCAAGAAGUACAAAUUUGUUGCAACAGGCCAUGGCCAGUACAAGAAGGUGUUGAUAGAUGAUGCUGCAGAGCAGUAACGUGCCUGGAAAAGUCAUU
Messenger RNA from Mesitornis unicolor (brown roatelo), 851 nucleotides. RefSeq names its product lymphocyte-specific protein 1-like. Gene Ontology annotation, molecular function: actin binding. The record is from RefSeq and is a predicted model, not a curated record. Gene Ontology annotation, biological process: signal transduction. Lineage: Eukaryota; Metazoa; Chordata; Aves; Mesitornithiformes; Mesitornithidae.